This is a messenger RNA of Limanda limanda (common dab), 1301 nucleotides long. It is a transcript of the gene kctd6b, whose product is annotated as potassium channel tetramerization domain containing 6b. Lineage: Eukaryota; Metazoa; Chordata; Actinopteri; Pleuronectiformes; Pleuronectidae. The transcript has 3 exons. The coding region runs from base 187 to 900 and encodes 237 amino acids. Gene Ontology annotation, molecular function: protein binding. Gene Ontology annotation, biological process: protein homooligomerization. The record is from RefSeq and is a predicted model, not a curated record.
UCGAGCACAUCUGCCCGGUGCGACCAGUGGUGAACACCCCUCCCCUGAACCGAGGGUAGCUGCUGCUGCUGCCGGGGAAGGAGAAGUCCAGUGUUCCCCAGGAGAAGACAGGAGAAAUUGAAGUAACCCAAACUAUAUCCAUUCCCUCUCUAUUUUGGCUCUGACCAAGUGGGUAUUGUUCUACAAAUGGAUAAUGGAGACUGGGGCCAUAGGAUGACUUCUCCUGUUACUCUGAACGUGGGAGGCUGCCUCUACACCACCAGUCUGUCCACCCUGCAGCGCUAUCCAGACUCCAUGCUGGGCGCCAUGUUCAGGGGAGAUUUCCCCACCACUCGCGAUUCCAAAGGGAACUAUUUCAUUGAUCGGGAUGGAACACUUUUCCGAUACAUCCUGAACUUCCUGCGGACGUCGGAGCUCACCCUCCCGGUUGAUUUCGCAGAGACAGACCUCCUGAGGAAGGAGGCGGACUUUUACCAGAUCGAACCCUUAAUUCAGUGCCUUAGCGAUCCCAAGCCGCUCUACCCUCCCGACAUCUUCGAGCAGGUUGUAGAGCUCUCCAGCACUCGGAAACUGUCAAAAUACUCGAACCCUGUGGCUGUUAUCAUCACGCAGUUAACGAUUACUACGAAAGUUCAUGCCUUGCUCGAAGGCGUUGUCAACAACUUUACCAAGUGGAACAAACACAUGAUGGACACCCGAGACUGUCAGGUGUCGUUCACUUUCGGACCAUGUGACUAUCAUCAAGAGGUGUCAUUACGGGUUCUCCUCAUGGACUACAUAAUGAAACAAGGCUUCACCAUUAGGAACACGCGUGUGCAUCACAUGAGCGAGCGUGCAAACGAGAACACAGUGGAGCAUCACUGGACUUUCUGUAGACCAGCUCAAAAAGUUGAAGACUGAGUUAAAGCACAUAAAGCACUUGUCUUUUUUAUACUGCAUAAAUCAUAGACCAAAACGUAUACCCCGAUCUUGGAGAAGAAUAGGUCCAAAAGAAAAGAUUGUAAAUUUGUCAUUGUCAUAAGUAAAGUCCUGUCACAAGUUUACUUUUUUAACUUGAUAAUAAUAAAGUAUAAUUAUAUUUAGCCCAGUGUCUUUCUGGACGGUUGACAAUAGCAUUUAGUCCCUAAGCUCUUUAUUAUCUGGAGUACGGUACUGUUUCUGAAGACCCCAGUAGUUGUUGCAUGUGUGUCUUGUAUUUGUUGUGUGUGCUUUGCAGUACAAUGUCUAUGGUUACACUUUAGAGUUCAAGUCAACACUGAUGUGUUUGGUCAUCUUUUGAAAAUAAAACCAUUUGUAUAUUU